Messenger RNA from Kazachstania africana CBS 2517, 1443 nucleotides. RefSeq names its product mitochondrial 37S ribosomal protein uS4m (gene NAM9). The transcript has a single exon. Gene Ontology annotation, cellular component: mitochondrial small ribosomal subunit. NCBI's taxonomy places the organism in Eukaryota, Fungi, Ascomycota, Saccharomycetes, Saccharomycetales, Saccharomycetaceae. Gene Ontology annotation, molecular function: rRNA binding; structural constituent of ribosome. The record is from RefSeq and is a predicted model, not a curated record. Gene Ontology annotation, biological process: positive regulation of translational fidelity. Bases 1 to 1443 code for a protein of 480 amino acids.
AUGCCCAAGAAAGCAAUUCUAUUAAAAUCCUUGACUAGAGGUCGAAUUCGUGCCUCUUUCAACAAAUAUAACCUAUUUAAUCUUUACAAAAAGGGUCAGAUAGAUUUCAAAACCAAGACGUUAUAUCAACAGAAGUGGCUGGCGAAGCAGGAAACGAGAGCGUAUCAUGGGGAAUUUCUGACAGAAGGUAGAUGGAAUGCCAUUUUUGAUUCAAAAUUGGAUUCUGUGGCUCAAUUGGAUGCAUCAUUACGUGGAGAUCAAGAGAAGAUAAAGGAGACACCGUACCUUCUACAAACCUUUGCCGCCCUUGAGAAGAGAUUAGACUUUGCAUUAUUCCGUGCCAUGUUUGCAUCAUCUGUAAGACAGGCGAGACAGUUUAUCCUACAUGGUAAUGUAACGGUCAAUAAUAUUAGAAUACGUCACCCAGGUUACAUACUGAAACCUGGUGAUAUUUUCCAUGUAAAACCUGACAAAGUGUUAGAAGCAUUAGGUGCGAAAAAACCAAGUCUCAAUGAAGCCAUAAAAGUGGAUAAGACACAGAUUACUUUAUGGAAUAGAUAUGUGAAGAAAGUUAAGACUUCACCAAGAAGAGUCUGGGAAGAUAAAAUGGCUAAAUAUAGAAGUCUUCCAGAUUCUAGUAUUAAAAAACAAUCCUUCUUAACUAUGAUCAAAGAUUUCAAUCGCAAUCUGGAUAAGAAACUACAUGAUGAGUUACGAGAAUGCACCCCCAUAAACCUACUAACAGAGAUUUUGACAGUCGUUAAGGAUACUCCAAAUGAUAACUACAUUUUAUCUGCAGAUGAUUUCAAAACUGUUGUAGAUCGAAACGUGGGGUUAUCUUCAAAAGCUUUCGCAUGCUAUAGCGAUUUGGCCAAGUCAAACGUCAUAUCAAGACCUUUACUUCAAGAUCAAGAUAUGAAUAAGCUAGCAAAGAGUUUGAUGUCAUUUACUCCUGAAUUGAAACAGUUGUCCGAUGGUGCUAAGAUCUCAAUUAGGUUGGGCAUAAAAAAGCUUUCUGAGUUAUCAAAAGAAUAUUCUGAAUCUAUUAGAAACCAUUACGAAAAUACAAAAAUUGAUACAAAUUCUCACAACAUUCCCUUCCAUGAAGAUUGGCAUAAAAAUCUUAGGUACCACGACAAAGUUGAUUUCGAGAAGAUAAAGGAAAAUGAAAAAGUUGCGGAAACUUCAAUAAAAUUACCAUGGCAGAACCAUGCAUAUGGCCGCCAGUUACCAACAAAGCCAUAUUUUACCCCCUGGAAACCAAGACAAUUUUUAGCUCCAUUUGCAAUUCUACCACAUCAUAUUGAAGUAUCAUUCAAAACUUGUCAUGGAAUUUACCUCAGAGAUCCCGUAGCAAGACCUGGCCAUUCCGAUGUCAUUUCACCGUUUGGUUCCAAUAUUCAUGAGCGUGCCUACAUGUUUUACGUUAAGAGAGGCAAAUAA